Durusdinium trenchii is the source of this 1986-nucleotide messenger RNA. NCBI's taxonomy places the organism in Eukaryota, Dinophyceae, Suessiales, Symbiodiniaceae. The record is from the annotation of a GenBank genome assembly.
CGCUACUAGGAGCACGGACGCUACUAGUAGCUCCUGGCAUCGUCAUUGCCGUCCUGCCGAUCCGACAUGUUCUGUCGUUGGGCUCAAGCGUCUUGCGAAGAAGAAGAGAUCUCGGCCAUGGCACCGAGAUCGCCAAGCAAGUUAGCCGCAGAUGACACGCCCAUGGAUCCCGAGGAGUUGAAACAGGUCUUUCAGCGGAUCGACCUGGACAACAGUGGUACCUUAGAGCUCGAAGAGCUUGAGACGGCAGCACGGGAGCUGGGCGUGAAAUGCAGCAAGAACUCCUUGAAAAAGGUUUUCAAGCUCAUUGACAUCGACCAAAGUGGCUCCAUCGACUUCGAUGAAUUCAGCAUCUUCUUUGCCAAAGUUAGCAAUCCCGACAGGAUCAAGGAAGUUCUGUCGCAAGCCAGUGCGGCCUUCUUGGACUACAGGAACAGUGUGGAGCAAGAUCCAUCCUUCGCCAAGCACUUCCCCAUUCCGCAAGCAGUGAAACCAGCUGCAAAAUACAACAGGCAUUUGAAUGCCACCGUGGAGAGUGUGCGUUGGGUCGGGGAUGGCAUCUUCCUUGCUGCGACAGGAGAGGGCAAGUUGCUCUCAUUUGACAUCUCCGGUGGUGAUGAGCCACUGAAAAGGUGUGAAGUUGGGAGCCCUGUGUAUUGCAUGGAUGCGCAUGCCGGUGGUCGUGGAGUUCUAGUGGGCUACGGGACCAAAACGGACAACAUGGUCUUGUGGAACAUGGCGGAAGACCAGGUUGCGCAGAGAUUUCAAGGUCAAACCACGCCCAUUUUCUCAUGCUGCCUGGGCAAAGACAUCGCACUUUCAGGCGGCAAAGAUGGCAUGGUGGUUCUGAAUGACCUCGAAACUGGCGCAUGCAUCAGAACGUGGCAAGUUCAUGAAGGCCUCGUCACUUCGAUCGCCUUAGCCAAGGAUGGUCACCAGGUGUGCACAGCAUCCCGUGAUGGCCGCGUGGUGGUCUUCGACAUCAAUGCUGGGGAGCUUCCAGCUUGCCUCGUUUCCGAUAUCGAGGAUGCUGCAGCUGGAUACACUGUUUGCCAUGCGGUGUGGUGUGGAGAAGAUGAGCUCCUCUCGGCUGGUGAUGACUACUGUGUGAAGCGCUGGGACGUGAGGAAGCCGCGUGAUCCACCUUUGGCAAGCUACAUGGGCCACACUUCUUGUGUGAGAAGCUUGGCAGUGUCUCCAGAUGGCUCCCUCUUUGCCUCUGGGGCGGUGGAUAGCUCGGUGCGUCUCUGGGCUAUGAAGCCCACUGGGCUCAGGAGCCGACUGUCAAAGACAGAAGAUGGUGCGAGUAUCAGCGACUUCCUGGAACAGCUCAAGAAGCGCCGAGAGGAGGUGAUUGAACGUGUACAUGAAGGUGAAGGGGACCUUUCUGAAGUUCGAGAGCUCAACGAGGAGAUUGAGACCUUAGAGCAAAAAGCUAAAGAGAAGGGUGAUAAGGGCAUCAUUGAUUCCUCGGGAUACAUCAGAGCACUUCUUGGCCUCAGCGGCCACACGCUCACUGUUGGCACACUGGCUUGGCAGGACUAUGAAGGAGGCCACCGGAUCCUAUCAGGAUCGCAGGAUGAAGCCGUGUGUGUCUUCGACUUUACCGAUGAGGAGAUCAUGGAAGGUUUUUCAACGAUGACCCGACAGUGCUCUUCGUAGCACUUCAUAGUGCACGAAGGGCUCUUCGUGGCGCUCUUCGUAGGUUAGGCCGUUAGGUGAUGCAUUGCCGUUAACCUUUCGGUGCUUUGUCGUUGGCCGUGCUUUGUGUACUUUAGCCGAAAUUCGCCAGCCAAUGCCAUGUAACACGCCUGGGGGACCAUCCUUCACCUGGCUGGCCGACAUUUGAAACUUUUAAGAGCAAUACAGCCAAUGAGCAGACAGCUUUGAGAAGGAUCUUCAUCUCGUCUUUUCCUAAAAGAGUGUGCUGCAGCAUGACAGCACGACGAUUGACGAAGUGAAGCUUCGGAUGUAUCCCUGAGCCCA